AACGCAAACAGGGAGUGCAGGAACCACUAGCAAUAAGGGAAAGAGAAGGAAGCAGACAGGGAUCGAAGAAAGUUUUUAUACUGAAAAUCGUCAGCAAGCAGAUGCUCUCAUUGCAAGGAUGUUCUAUUCAGGCGGUGUUCCAUUCAAUUUGGCAAGAAAUCCAAAUUACAUAGCUGCUUUCAAAUUUCUUGCAAACACAGAUUUGGAUGGGUAUGUUCCUCCUGGAUAUAACAAGCUGAGGACGACCCUUCUCCAGCAUGAGAAAAUUAAUGUUGAGAAGCUGCUGCAACCAUUCAAGAGUACAUGGUCUACAAAAGGGGUGACUAUUACAUCUGAUGGCUGGACUGAUGCUCAACGACGCCCACUCAUCAACUUUAUAGCAAUAAUUGAGGGUGGCCCCAUGUUCUUAAGAGCUAUUAACUCUGAAGGAGAGGUCAAGAGGAAGGAAUACAUUGCUGAAAAAUUGAUCGCCGUGAUUGAAGAAGUAGGAGCAAAAAACGUGGUCCAAGUGGUGGCAGAUAAUGCUGCAAAUUGCAAGGGUGCUGGGAUGAUUGUUGAACAGAAGUACAACCACAUCUUUUGGACCCUAUGUGUUGUACACAAUUUGAAUUUGGCACUGAAGAACAUUUGUGCUGCAAAAAACAAUGAUGGUGAAAAUGAUGAGCUCAUGUGGAUCAAGGAAACUGUGGAUGAUGCCUUCAUGAUCAAGAACUUUAUAAUGAAUCACAACAUGCGGCUAUCAAUGUUCAAUGAGUACAGUGACCUUAAGUUUCUUGCUAUUGCUGAUACAAGGUUUGCAUCACAUAUCGUCAUGCUUAACAGGUUCCUUCCUCUUAAAGAUUCUCUUUUGCUAAUGGUGGUUAGUGACAAGUGGGCAGCUUAUAGGGAAGAUGAUCAGGGCAAAGCAAGAUUUGUGAAAGGAAAGGUGCUUGAUGACUUAUGGUGGGACACUGUUAAAUACAUUGUUGAUUUCACUGAGCCAUUUUAUUCAAUGCUAAGGGCAGCAGACACUGACAAGCCAUCUCUCCAUUUGAUUUAUGAGAUGUGGGACACAAUGAUAGAGGCAGUUAAAGUUUGCAUAUAUCAACAUGAGAGAAAGUCACAUGAUGAAGAAUCUACCUUCUAUGACAUUGUUUAUGCCAUUUUAUAUGAUAGGUGGCUUAAAAGCAAUACACCUCUCCACUGCUUGGCACAUUCUCUCAACCCUAGGUACUAUACUGAAAAGUGGUUUUCUUUAGUUCCUAAUCGUGUACGUCCCCACGAAGAUACUGAAGUUUCGGACAUGAGAAACAAAUGCUUUAGGCCCCAUCUAAAUAGCAAAAUGGCUAAGGUCGAAGUGUAUGGUAGUGGUGGUCAAGUUUUUGAACGUAGUAACCAAAUGCCGAGAAUAUGGUGA
Molecule: messenger RNA, 1396 nt
Organism: Panicum hallii
Lineage: Eukaryota; Viridiplantae; Streptophyta; Magnoliopsida; Poales; Poaceae
Exons: 3
Coding region: 119-1396 (425 amino acids)
Source: RefSeq, a predicted model, not a curated record